Molecule: messenger RNA, 3905 nt
Organism: Chelonus insularis
Lineage: Eukaryota; Metazoa; Arthropoda; Insecta; Hymenoptera; Braconidae
Gene: Tfb4
Product: transcription factor B4
Exons: 7
Coding region: 307-1194 (295 amino acids)
Biological process (GO): nucleotide-excision repair; regulation of DNA-templated transcription
Cellular component (GO): transcription factor TFIIH holo complex; transcription factor TFIIH core complex
Source: RefSeq, a predicted model, not a curated record
AAUAAAACUAUUUAUUGAUCUUUGAUAUGUUUACAUUAUGAAUUGUAAAAGUAGUCCAUGAAAAGUGCAUUAAUAUUAAAAGUGCAAAGUGUCGUUAAAAGAAUAGAUUUCAAUGUUGCGCGAUAAUUUUCUAGUUUCUUUUAUCAGCCCAAAAAAUUGUGCAUUGAUGUAUCAGCAGAUGAUAAAGAAGUAUGUUGUAGUAUCAAAAUACUGGCAUGUAAAUAUGCAAACAUCGAUUUAGUUACUCUUUAAAAAAGUCAGUAGAAAUAAUACUUAUUAAUUAAAAUUUAUCAUAAUUGUUCGAGAAUGAAUGGGACCAGUGAGAUAGAUAAAAGCGUAUUAACAAUCAUUUUAGAUGUGAAUCCAAUGCAAAGAAUUGAGAGAAAUGAUCCAAAAAUUCUUACACAAUGUAUUGAUUCAGUGAUAGUAUUUGCAAACGCUCAUUUAAUGCAAACGCCCAACAAUGAACUCAUUAUACUUGCGUGCCACAGUCAAGGGGCUAAGUUUUUAUAUCCAGAUACCGACAAAGUGACUGAAAUAAGACAAUUUGAUGGGCAGUACGAAAAAUUUACAUUAGUUGAAUUUUCAAUACGACAAAAGUUAAAAGAAAUAGUCAAUGAAUUGGCAAGUGUUAAAAAUUUACAUGAAGAGAGCUUAAUUUCUGGUGCUAUGUCAUUAGCACUCUGUUAUAUUGCACGUCUGGAACGUGACAAAAUACCUGGAGUAAAACUUCAUUCUAGAAUUUUAAUUGUUACGGGUAGCAAUGACUCUGCUACUCAGUACAUGAAUUACAUGAAUAUAUUCUUCACAUCACAAAAAAUGGGUAUAAUCAUAGAUGUAUGCAGUUUGGAUCAAGAGCUAACGUUGUUACAACAGGCUUGUGAUAUAACGGGUGGAAAUUAUUUGAAAAUUCCACAGAUUGCUGGAUUACUUCAAUAUUUACUGUGGGUUUUCCUUCCUGAUCCAGCAGUUCGAACAAAACUCGUUCUACCACCACCUGUAAAAGUUGAUUACAGAGCUGCUUGUUUUUGUCAUCAUGAACUCGUUGAUAUUGGUUAUGUUUGUUCUAUUUGUUUAUCAAUUUUCUGUAAAUUUAGCCCAAUCUGUACAACUUGUCACACUUUAUUCAAAAUGCCUGCUCCAAUACCUGUGAAAAUGAAGAAAAAGAAAAAAUAUGCAGAUAUUGUUCAUUGAUUAAUACAAUUUUGUAAGCAAUCGUCGACUAUCAAGUUCUCGUUGUCUCGAAACAAGAUAUUGCAACAAUUCAAUCGAAAGGUGGAGGGAAGCCACAGAUAUAUAAGGAAAAAAGAGGCAUGAGGUGAAAGCGAACAUGAGCCCAGCAAUUUUGCCAUCGGAAUUUGAAAUGUUUUCAUGAAUAAAUAUUAUCUUUCGGGUUACCGAAUGGUUGCACGGGAAUGUGGAGGUUCUACAAACACUCAAACUUGCAUGAGGUCUUGAGAUAUAAAAGAUGAGAUAGAAAAAACAGUAAAAAAUGCAGUACUACAUAAAACGAUAUGAUUACAAAUAAUGAUAUAUUCAUUGAAGAUAUUUAAAAAUAGUUAUUAUGCUUGUACAAAUGCUGAAAUAAAAGAGACAUUAGGUACAUUGAAUGUGAAAUAUAAUGGUGAUGUGUUCAACAGUGCGGAGCACGCUUUUACUAUUUAUUGAAAAACGCAUUCAGUGAUCUUAUUGAACGAGACUUCACAUAUUGCUAUAAACUACUUUCGAUAUUGCUCGUCGUAUUUUUCUCAGAUCUGGAAGAUUUACGACACCGACAUGGCAAUGUAUUUUAAUAUACGAAUAGCAUGUCGGUAGUUUAUUCGAUCGUUUUCUUGAAAAGUAAAGAAAUUCUCUUAAAAAAGCUCUAUCGUUUGGUUAUUUUUUCGGUUUAUUUAACUUUGGUUUAUAUGUAUGGACACAAUGACUAACAAGAUACGUGUGAGUUCCUUUAGAACUAUUGGACUUCUCUGACCUCGUUAAAAUUAAUUGACCACAAAGUGAUCAGUUUCUCAUGAGAUUGUCUUAGUAGUUAGGGAGGUCUUCAAAGCUAUUUGAACAGAAAGUAACAUUGGACAUUGUUUUUUUUUAUUUUGAUUCAAUAGAAAAAGGUAGUGAAAUAUGCAAUUCGAUUCAUAAUGGAUCUAAUUACUUUGAACAUUUGUAAUAAAUGAAUAAAUCUUUGGAGAAUUUCUUAUGAAGAUAUUAAUUAAGAGGUAAAUUUUUUCCUUUGAAAACAAAUAAUACUAUUUUUCGAUUGAAAUUUAUUGGAAAAUGAGAUUGCAAGUUGCUGAAUUGAUAUUUUUUAUUCAAUACACUCACCUAUAUUUUAUUAUCUGGACUUUCUGUCGUUUAAAGCAGCUUCAAUUUAACAGGGAAAUAGACGUAUUUCAGUGAUUAAAUUUAUUAUUUGAUGGUAUUUGGCCAAUGCCUGAUUUCGAUAGAUUAAUCUUGCUAAUGACUUCGAUCAAUAAGGUUGUUAACUGUAAUAGUGAUCUUUAUAAAAAAUUACCAGUAUCUUCAUUGAAAUCAACUGAAAAUCAGAAUAUCAGAGUUGCUCAAGCUCAAGUUUAAGCGAUUAAUUUUUAGGUUGUAAGAAAAAAAAUAAGUUUUGUAGUUUCCAUUUUAAUUAAAUUUGUCGAAAUUUAUUUAGAAAUAUUUAAAUAAAACAAAAGUUGAAUUUUUUUUGUAAUGAUCAAGAAAAUUCAUCAAGUAUUGAUGUUAAUGAACGUAGAAAGUUCAAAAGAAGCUGAAUUAAUUCAGACUGAGGUUGUAAUAAAGACACUCGAUGUUAAUAUUUAAAGUUUCUUUGCUAGGUUAAAUAAGGUUUCAAAAUUACUAGUAUUGUGACGUUGGACAACAAAAAUAUUGUCAAGUAAACUUGUGUUAACACAAACGUGAUUUAUUAUUUUGAUUAUUCUAAUGGAUUUUUAUGAGUUAAAAGGAAAAUGACUAGAGGAUUUAAACUUGCUUGUUUCUUCGUGAAAAUUAAUAAGCAAAUAUAACAGCUACAAAUUCAUUUACUUGUUUGAAAUGAGAGUUUUGCAUGAUGGAAAUGAGAAAGAAAAUUCGAGGAAGAAAUAAAAAGAAAAAAAGAAAAUAGAAACUCAUGAAAAACUUAAAUAUGUUUUUAAAGGAAUAUUCAAUGCAUAAAGUCACGUAACUGAUGAGUUUUUUGUUUACAAAAGUGGAUACUUGUGAAAAAAAAUUUACAUAAAUCAUUCGCAAAUAAUCUAUAAAUAAAGUUGAACAGGAAUAAAAAGUACUGAAAGUACUGUAUCGAAAUAAAAAAAAUCAUACUUCUUAUUAUUCAACAGUUAAAAUUCAGUCAUUAAAAAUAAAAGAAUCAAAGAUAAGAAUGAAAAAUUUAUUAAAAUUAACUAGGCGAUUCAUUAAAAGUAGAGUGAAAGUAUGAAAAACGACUAAAGAUCAAACAUUUGAGUUUCACUGAUAUAUAAAAAUCAGUUAUCGAAAAAAUCUGAUUUGACGAGAAAUAUAAAGACGAGUAGAUAUCAUCGUUGUAAACUUUAUUGUUCCGUUCAGCACAAACUUGAGCUUUUUUGUAAGUUGAGUGUGGUUUCUUCCAUAAAAGCUUCAACUUAUAUUCCACCUUUUAGUAAGUAACUUUCCGCUGAAUCAGCCAAUUUAAGAUUUUUCGAGUUUUUACUACCAUGUGCAUUACGACAUCGCUGUGAUAUUUGCUACAAAAAUUUCAGCGGAGUAUUUGGUAGUUUAUAUUUGUUUACCUACUAAAUUUACCACCUAGGCAAAAAAGAAUGAAAAUAUUUCUUCAGAUAAAGUGGUGUGAACUUUAUCAUGAUAAUGGAGUAUUUAAAUAAAUAAUUCAUUGAGGCUGAUAUUUUAUAACAAUUUUUUGUAAUGAAGAUUAGAAAAUAAAUUAAUAAAAA